AUGUUGUCACAGGUGCUGUCGUUCAGUGAUGUGGCCGUGGACUUCUCCUGGGAGGAGUGGCAGCUGCUCGACCCUGUGCAGAGGAACCUCUACCAGGAUGUGAUGCUGGAGAACUACAGCAACCUCAUGUCCCUAGAAGUAAACUGGCAAGUUCCAGCUUGCUCCCAGGAGGCUGUUGAGAAGGACGCCCCUGUGGACAGAGACCAUGACGGUUACCUGUCAGGGGAAGUGUUUCCGCUGGAAGAAAACUGCGUUCUUUUAAUGGAACAACCCUACACACAUGUCUCAGAGGGAGCGAGCGUGCCAGAAAGCGCAGGGGCCCAGGUGCAGAGUGACAGCGGAGCGAACACGGCGUGCGAGGAGCUCUCCGGCCUCGAGAAGCCGUCUGUCCCCGUCCCGCCGGCACCGGCUCAGCCCCAGGCCCCGGACCGCGACCAGAGCUCGCGUGUGAGGACCUUCAACGGGAUGACCAACGUCAAGCGGCAUCGCAGGAUUCUGCCCGAGGAGAAGCCCUUCGAGUGUGACGAGUGCCCGAAGGCCUUCAAGUACAAGUCCAAGCUCCUCGUCCACCAGCGCACGCACACCGGCGAGAAGCCCUUCGACUGCACCGAGUGCCAGAAGUCCUUCCGCACCAAGUGCCACCUCCUCCUGCACCAGCGAAUCCACACCGGCGAGAAGCCCUACGGCUGCGUGGAGUGCCAGAAGUCCUUCCGCACCAAGUACCACCUGAUCCUGCACCAGCGUAGCCACACGGGCGAGAAGCCGUACGCGUGCCAGGAGUGCGGCAAGGCCUACAAGGAGAAGACCAAGCUCAAGCUGCACUACCGCACGCACACGGGCGAGAAGCCCUUCAAGUGCGACUGCGGCAAGGCCUUCAUCCAGCGCGCCAACCUCAUCAUCCACCAGCGCGUGCACACGGGCGACAAGCCCUUCCGCUGCAGCCAGUGCGAGAAGGCGUUCAGCAGCCGGCCGCAGCUCAUGGUGCACGUGCGCAUCCACAGCCGGGACACGGCCUUCGAGUGCCUGGACUGCGGCCGCGUCUUCGGCAAGCACUCGCAGUACGCCACGCACCGGCGCAUCCACACGGGCGACAAGCCCUUCGCCUGCACCGAAUGCGACAAGGCCUUCGUCAUCAUGUCCCAGCUGGUGGUGCACCGGCGCACGCACACGGGCGAGAAGCCCUUCGGCUGCGGGGACUGCGGCAAGCGCUUCAACAAAAAGUCCCACUUCGUGACGCACCGGCGCAUCCACACCGGUGAGAAGCCCUUCGCCUGCGCCGACUGCGGCAAGGCCUUCAUCGACAACUCGCAGCUGGUGGUGCACCGGCGCACGCACACGGGCGAGAAGCCCUACGGCUGCGGGGACUGCGGCAAGGCCUUCAACAAGAAGUCGUCGCUCAUCACGCACCAGCGCAUCCACACGGGCGAGAAGCCAUACGCGUGCAGCGAGUGCGGGCGCGCCUUCAUCGACAAGUCGCACCUCAUCGUGCACCGGCGCAUCCACACCGGCGAGAAGCCCUUCGAGUGCGCCGAGUGCGGGCGCGCCUUCAUCCGCAAGGCCAUGCUCAUCGUGCACCAGCGCACGCACACGGGCGAGAAGCCCUUCGUGUGCUUGCAGUGCCAGAAGGCCUUCAGCAGCAUGGCCCUGCUCAGCCGCCACCACCUCAUCCACACCGGCGAGCGGCCACACGGCUGCAGCGAGUGCGGCAAGACCUUCCGCCAGAAGAGCCACCUGACCAUCCACCAGCGCUGCCACACCGGCGAGAAGCCCUACGGCUGCGCCCCGUGCGGCCAGAUCUUCAACCAGAAGGCGCAGCUGCUGCGCCACCAGCGCCGCCACACCGGCGAGCGGCCCCACCAGUGCGGCGAGUGCGGCAAGACGUUCUUCGAGAAGUCCUACCUGCGCGUGCACCUGCGGAGCCACGCCGGGGAGAAGCCCUUCCAGUGCAAGGAGUGCGGCAAGACCUUCGCGCUCGAGUUCUUCCUCGCCGCUCACCUGGAGAUGCACGCGGAGAAGCAGCCCGCCACCGAGCGCAGCGGGGACUGGAAGGACUUCAGCGAGUGGCCAGCGGCCGAGUACAGGCGGGCGCCUGCCAGGAACAGCCCGUGA
Molecule: messenger RNA, 2109 nt
Organism: Elephantulus edwardii (Cape elephant shrew)
Lineage: Eukaryota; Metazoa; Chordata; Mammalia; Macroscelidea; Macroscelididae
Product: zinc finger protein 84-like
Exons: 2
Coding region: 1-2109 (702 amino acids)
Biological process (GO): regulation of transcription by RNA polymerase II
Molecular function (GO): DNA-binding transcription factor activity; RNA polymerase II cis-regulatory region sequence-specific DNA binding
Source: RefSeq, a predicted model, not a curated record